Thecamonas trahens ATCC 50062 is the source of this 743-nucleotide messenger RNA. RefSeq lists its product as uncharacterized. The transcript has a single exon. Lineage: Eukaryota; Apusomonadida; Apusomonadidae. The annotation marks the transcript as partial. The record is from RefSeq and is a predicted model, not a curated record.
AAGGGCAACCUGCCCAUGGCCGCCCGUCCAUGACGUGUUUGCUGUCAAGGCUCUCCUCGAGCAGACUGUACCAGGACAGCGGCCUGCUGGCGGGUGCCUUGCACGGAGCCGUUGCCUUGGACGCGGUGCCCGAGACGCACUACUGCCGCGAGAUGUGGAAGGCGACACGGGGGAUCGGGCGGUUCGACGGCGACGGGUCGCAGUGGUGCACCGCUGCGCUCUCUGCGCUCGUGGGCAUCCCGCUCGACACGAGACUUGAGGUACAGCUCGAUCCUAGCCCCAAGGCGUCGUUGUCGCCACCCACCACUCCGCCAAAGUGAGUGUCCAGCACCACCCUCAUCGGCCUCCCCUUCACCACGUACCCGUCCAGCCGAGGCGCAAGCGGCGCCAACCCUUCCGGCCCAGCCAGCCGAUCCCGACGAUGCACGGACAUCCCCAUCUCCGCCCACACCUGCCUCCGCCCGUGGAUCCAUGUUCCACGAACCCUUGAACGGCGCCACUGUCCGCUCAUCCCCCUUCCUCUUUUCUUUAGCUGCUGCAGCUCGUCCAGCACCUCCUCGCCGCCGGCCCAGAUACCCGCUCGACGUCGCUAUCUCUUCCGCCACGUCCGGUCGUCGCCAUCGGCAACAUCACCUUCCUCCGCAACAUGCUGCGCAAGGCGCUGCGCGAGGCCGUCCGCAACCAAUACGCCCCGCAUCUCUGUCCGUCAGCCCUAACACGAUAACACACCGCGCUCGGAUCCA